Molecule: messenger RNA, 226 nt
Organism: Paramecium sonneborni
Lineage: Eukaryota; Ciliophora; Oligohymenophorea; Peniculida; Parameciidae
Source: the annotation of a GenBank genome assembly
AUGUAAAUACCUUCUGAUGUAGAGGAAGAACAAAUUUUGGACCAAUAUGUUCUUUAAUAAGACCAAGGAUUCAAUUAAUAUCCAUUGGAGUAUGAAAUUGUAAAAAAUAAUAUAUUAUAAAUUUUAGUUAAUGCCAGAACAAUUAGUAACUAAAACUUAAACAAUUAGUCAAAUUAUUAACCCGAAAAAGNAACUUAUUAGAUAAUUUAAAGAGUUUUAGGAAUGA